GUAUACCACAUACACUGUGAAAUUCAAGUGUCAGACCAAUAUUGUGGUUAAGCUCCUAUUUGACAGCCAUUGGGUUUGCCAUUGCCGUGCCGACACACAAGUGCAGAAAUGACUUCGGCGCUUUUUAAAUUGAGGCUUUUGCCUCCUUUCAGGCCAUUGCUUCUCCCGCCGGCGCAGCAGAUGUCAAUGUACCAACCAACCUACAUCGACCCAAUCUUCAAGAAAGAGCAACAGCAAGUCCUCACUGAAACCGGAGAGGCCUCGAACCUAGCGCACAUCCCCAUCAAAUCAGCACGAAACAACGACACAUGCUCCGUCUUCCAUGACAACACAGUCUCCAAAUUCACGAACUACAUAAUGCGAAAAGGCAACAAGAUCCUCGCACGCGAACUCCUCGAGAAAACGUUUGAGAAUGUGAAGCGAAUCCAACUGGAACGUUACAACUUAGCCGAGGGGGAUGAGAAGAACAAGAUCGAGACGAACCCUAAGGUUAUAUUGCACAGGGCAAUCGCGAAUUCGCGGCCGAUACUGCAACUCACCCCCAUCAAGCGAGGAGGAGUCAAGUACCAAGUCCCGAUUCCUAUUACCGAGAACCGGUCGUUGUUUUUGGCGAUGAAUUGGUUGAUCCAGGCUGCGAAGGAAAAGGAACGCAAAGUGCACUUCCCAGAGAAGCUGGCGUGGGAGUUGUUGGAAGCUGCCUCAGGCCAGGGGAGAGUAAUCAAACGAAAGCAGGACCUGCACAGGCAAUGCGAGGCGAACAAGGCGUACGCUCAUUACAGAUGGAGUUAAAACAAUCAACUUUGAUUUUAUUAUAAGUUAACUAGCGAAUAAAUUGUGUACAAAUCA
This is a messenger RNA of Hermetia illucens (black soldier fly), 846 nucleotides long. RefSeq names its product 28S ribosomal protein S7, mitochondrial (gene mRpS7). Gene Ontology annotation, molecular function: rRNA binding; mRNA binding; structural constituent of ribosome. The record is from RefSeq and is a predicted model, not a curated record. The coding region runs from base 109 to 789 and encodes 226 amino acids. NCBI's taxonomy places the organism in Eukaryota, Metazoa, Arthropoda, Insecta, Diptera, Stratiomyidae. Gene Ontology annotation, biological process: ribosomal small subunit assembly; translation. Gene Ontology annotation, cellular component: ribosome. The transcript has 2 exons.